UUGCGCAAGUUAAUUUGUCACAUAUCGCCAAUUGAUGCUUCUGCCGUUUAUCUUCCAAGGAUGUUUCUAUCUUGCUUGGAUAUCAGAUAAGUCAUAUUCUAAAAACAAGACCGUUUAAAUCGCCGCUAGCUAAAGUGUCGGAAAACAUGGCAAGCUUAAACAAUUAUUGAUGUCAUGAAAAAGCGUCAAUAUUUCCAAAAAAUACCACUACAUCAGGAUGAUACUGAUGAUGCUGAAAUUUUAAACAAUCUUGGUGUACAGUAUUAUAAGAAUGGCAAAUAUGACAAAGCUAAAGAAUGUUACGAAAAAUCACUAAAAAUUCGUAAGAAUUCAUUAGGUCCGGAUCAUGUUGAAUUAACUGAUAUUUUAACCAAUCUUGGUGAUGUUUACUUUAAAAGUGGAGGUUAUGACAAAGCAAAGGAACUUCAAGAAAAAGCUCUAGACAUUCGUAAAAGGUUUCUAGAUCCAGAUCAUGUUGAUGUUGCUCAGUCGUUAAACAAAAUUGGUGUAGUGUAUUAUAGCAAGGACGAGUAUGACAAAGCGAAAGAAUGUUUUGAAGAGUCCAUAAGAAUUUAUAAAAAUUCAUUUGGUACCGAUCAUGCUCAAGUAGCUGAAGUUUUAAUCAAUCUUGGUGAUGUCUAUUUUAAAACUGAAGACUAUGGCAACGCAAAGGAAAUUCAAGAAAAAGCUCUAGAAAUUCGUAAAACUUCUCUGGGUCCAGAUCAUGUUCAUGUUGCUCAGUCUUUAAACAGAGUUGGUGUAGUGUGUUAUACCAAUGGCGAGUAUGACAAAGCUAAACAAUGUUUUGAAGAAUCACAAAAAAUUUUUAAUAAAUUAUUACGUCAUGAUCAUGCUCAAGUCGCCACUGUUUUAAACAACCUUGGCAAUGUAUAUUUGAAAGCUGGAGAAUAUAAAAAAGCUAAAGAGUCUCAUGCAAAAGCUCUAAGAAUUCGUAAAAAAACAUUACAGGCAGAUCAUUUUGAUACUGCUUUGUCUUUUAAAAACAUUGGUGUGUUGUAUGAAAAUACUAGAGAACAUGACAAAGCUAAUAAGUUUCUUAAAGAAGCUCUAAGAAUUUAUGAAAAAUCAAUAGAUCUACAUCAUGUUCAAGUCGCUAAAAUUUUGAAGAACCUUGGUGAUGUCUAUUGGAAAACUGGCCGAUAUGACAAAGCUAAAGAGUUUCAUGAGAAAAACCUGAAUAUUCGUAAAAAGUAUUUAGGUUCAGAUCACGUUGAUGUUGCCAAGUCUUUGAACAGUGUUGGUAAUGUGCAUUAUAUCAAUUGUGAAUUUGAUAAAGCUAAAGAAUGUUAUAAAGAAUCGCUAGAAAUUCGUAAAACAUCAUUACGUCCAGAUCAUGUUUACAUCGCUACGAUUUUAAACAAUCUUGGUAAUAUCUAUUUUAAAACAGGAGAAAAUAAUAAAGCCAAAGAGUUUCAUGAAAAAGCUCUGGAAAUUCGUAAAACAUCUUUAGGUUUAGAACAUGUUGACGUUGCUCAGUCUUUAAUCAGUUUUGCUAAUGUGUGUUAUACCAAUGGCGAGUAUGACAAAGCUAAAGACGGUUAUGAAAAAUCAUUAGAAAUUCGUAAAAAAUUACUACAUCCUAAUGAUGUUUACGUCGCUACUGUUUUAAACAAUCUUGGCAAUGUCUAUUCUAAAACUGGAGAAUAUGACAAAGCUGAAGAGUUUUAUGAAAAAGCCUUAGAAAUUUGUAAGAAUUCUUUAGGUACAGACUACGUUCAAAUAACUAAAAUUUUAAACAACCUUGGUGAUGUCUAUUUGAAAAGUGGAAAAUACGAAAAAGCUAAAGAGUGUCUCAAAACAGCCAUAGAAAUUCGUAAAUAUUUUUUAGGUCCAGAUCAUUUUGCUGUUGCUGAGCCUUUAGAAAGUCUUGGUUUAGUAUAUGAGGAGGUGGGAAAAUAUAAAAAGGCCAAACAAUUCUACGAAAAAGCUCUUGACAUUCGUAAAAAAGAAUUAAGUUCAGAUAAUGUUGGUGUAAAGUCCUUAAACUGUUUGGAUAUUGUGCAUUAUCGCAAGUAUAACAAAGCUAAUGAAUGCAAUGCAGAAUCACUGGAAUUUUGUGAAAAUCAUUACGUACAGAUCAUUUUCAAGCUGGUAAUGUUUUAAACCAUCUUGGUAAUGUAUAUUUGAAAACUGGUAAAUAUGAAAAAGCGAAAGGAUUUUAUGACAAAGCUCUGGAAAUUCGUAAAAAAUCUUUAGGGUCAGAUCAUGUUGAUAUUGCUGAGACUUUAAAAAGUCUUAGUUUAGUUUACAAGAAAACUGGAGAAUAUGACAAGGCCAAAGAGUUUUAUGAAGAAGCGCUGGAAAUUCAGAAAAAAUCAUUUGGUCCACGUCAUGCUGAUACUACUAAUUCAUUGAACCAUUUUGGUACAAUUUUGGAAGAUGAUGAAGCUGAAGAAUUCCAUGACAAAGCUCAAAAUAACUUAGCAAGACCGCAUGAUGUUAAUGUCGCCGUGUCUCCAAACAACUAUUGUGAUUUGCCCACAAAUGAUGUUGCUGAUGCUGUGUAAAAAGUAACUUUACGUGGCGCUCAAGAAAGUGAACAUGAUACAAUCAAAACUACUUCAUGAGAAAAUGUGUUCAACAAUGAGAUACCACAGUGAAAUACAAGAGAUAAAACAAAGCAAUACAAACUUUUAACUGAACCAAUUCAUCAUCAUCAUCAUAUCUUUUCGCGCCAGGGCGAUCCAAACUCGGGCUGGAAGUUUGGAAGUGUUGCGCGUGUUGUAGCAAUCAGUCGAAAUCAGAGACGGCACGUGAAGCCUUGCUACUUGUCCCCACUGAACCAAUUAUACCAUACACAGUCUUUUUUAAAAAGAAGUUAAAACAUACAUAAGGAUCCAGCCCUUGCAACAUUUGCAAAGUCAACAACAUUUGAUAAGCAUAGAUUGCCUUGAUACUCAGAAUAAAAAAUGUAAAUAUAGUUAUCGAUCGUUUAUACAUGAUGUAUCAAACCUUAAAUUAACCUACUGUAAAAUUUCAAUGCAUGAUCACUAUGCUUAUCCUACUGGUUCAUUGUUGUAAAUUUUUAUUUUGUUAUAAAUUACAUGCAAAUUCUAGGAACAGAAAAUGUUUUGUUUUGAAAUGCUUGUUACAAAGAAAGUAAUAUGUGUACGUAGCUGACGAUAUUGUAUACACCAGUGGGCUUAGUAUAGUGAUAGGUAUUGAAACCAUACUGCAAUAUUUUCUGAAGGUCUUCUUUUUUAUACACGCUAUAUGAGUAUAAUUACCUCUAUGAAAAAAUAUGAAAUAUCUUAUUUGUAUAUUAUGAGAUGACAUCGUUCUUUAAGUUCUUUUGCUAUAAAUGCAUGACUUAUAAUUACUACAAUAAUUUUUUAAUACGAAUAAAUAGUCAUACAUUUUUUACAAACCUAACUAGUGGCGUACAAGUAAAAAGCUCUUAUGAAAGAGAAGCAAAACGAAAAUUUUGCAAUUUAAAUCUUGUAAUUCAAUAAAUGUAAUCUAUUUUCUAAAUAUGUAUAUUCAGCUCUAUUAAUUUUCUGUGUUGAAUGCAGCUAAUAAAACGUGUUUUAUAA
Xenia sp. Carnegie-2017 is the source of this 3554-nucleotide messenger RNA. RefSeq names its product nephrocystin-3-like. The transcript is spliced from 4 exons. Bases 175 to 2124 code for a protein of 649 amino acids. The record is from RefSeq and is a predicted model, not a curated record. NCBI's taxonomy places the organism in Eukaryota, Metazoa, Cnidaria, Anthozoa, Malacalcyonacea, Xeniidae. Gene Ontology annotation, cellular component: kinesin complex. Gene Ontology annotation, molecular function: protein binding.